GAUCGAAUAACCGAAAUGUGUUUACGUAAAUGUUUCAAGUUGACACUUUCAACGUGUAUAUUUGAAGCAGGCACUAGCGUAUACGUUUUCAUUGAAUUGGUGGUUGCGGCUUUACCUGAAAUUUAUGUGGAACAAAUUCUAGAAUUUGUAACUAAGCAAGUCAAUGUCAGUCAACAUGUUGAAUUCUACCUGAUUUGGGCCACGAAAAUACUUACCAUCCACGCAGGGAAAGAAAAUGUCUUUAAACAACAGUCCUUAAUAUCGAUUCAAGACAGUUUAACCCGAAAGUAUGAAGCACUAAGCAAGGUGUGUGACUUCAAUAAAUACACGUUAAAAGUGGUUCUAGGAAUGGAUGAUGGAAGUGAAUCAGAAAAUGACAGCGAUACCGUUGAUGAAAGUGAUAUCGAUGAUAACAAUUUAAUUUUGAUUAGGCCACACAUGAACGGAACUCAUGAUCACGACAUUGAAAUGCAAAUGCAAUUAGAUUCGUCUGACGAAAUGAGCACCGACGAAAAAUAAUUACCAUUAUUGCACUCCAUGCACAUUUUUUUGUUCCGUUUGUAAAAAGUUUUAAUCAAUAAAAAAAAUUAUCAUUUUUAAACUGAAA
Molecule: messenger RNA, 607 nt
Organism: Contarinia nasturtii (swede midge)
Lineage: Eukaryota; Metazoa; Arthropoda; Insecta; Diptera; Cecidomyiidae
Product: periodic tryptophan protein 2 homolog
Exons: 3
Coding region: 16-519 (167 amino acids)
Biological process (GO): ribosomal small subunit assembly; maturation of SSU-rRNA from tricistronic rRNA transcript (SSU-rRNA, 5.8S rRNA, LSU-rRNA)
Cellular component (GO): small-subunit processome; Pwp2p-containing subcomplex of 90S preribosome
Source: RefSeq, a predicted model, not a curated record